Messenger RNA from Rhagoletis pomonella (apple maggot), 3100 nucleotides. Its product is annotated as protein rhomboid-like. Gene Ontology annotation, molecular function: serine-type endopeptidase activity. The transcript has 3 exons. The record is from RefSeq and is a predicted model, not a curated record. Lineage: Eukaryota; Metazoa; Arthropoda; Insecta; Diptera; Tephritidae. Bases 59 to 1459 code for a protein of 466 amino acids. Gene Ontology annotation, cellular component: membrane.
ACUAGGCAAAAAAACCCAAACUAAAGAAAAAUAAACACACAAAAAAAGCCAAACGAAAAUGGAGCAAUUUGCGGCACAAAUAUGGCAAGAGCAGCAGCAACAACAACAACAACAAAAACCACAACAGCAAAAGCACUCCAUUGACGAGGUCAUCCCUGCUGUUGAACAACACGAACUGCAGCAACAAACUCCAACAGCAAACACUGUUGUUAUCGUCGACAAACUGCCCGCCAUUGAAGCAACCAUUAUUGACAUUCCAUUGCCGGCAGCGACAUCAUUAUCCUGCCCUACAUCGACAAACACCCACACACCCACUGUUCCAGCAGCAGUGACGGUACCACUGGCAUCGUCGCUGUCUUCCACAGCCGCUUUGUCCGCCUCGUCCUCGUCCUCGUCCUACGACACCGAUAGCAGUACAGCGAGUAGCACUUGCUGCACGCGACACGGUGAACACAUUUACAUGGAGAAGGCACAACAUAAAUUGCAACAAAAGCAGCAACAAAAAUACCUGCAGGAAAACCACCAUCAGCAGCGGCAUCAACAUCAGCAUCAGCAUCAGCAACAACAACAACAACAGACGAAGAAAUACGCUUGUAAUGCGGAUCCGGAAGCGGCGUACUUGAAGAAUGAUUUGAGGCUACAUUGGCCAUUCUUCAUGCUGGCGAUCUCGCUCAUUGAGAUCGCAAUUUUCGCUUACGACUCAGCCACAGUGCCGGGCACGGCAACAACACGUCAACUCAUCCCACACAUGCCCAUCGCAUCCGAUUCGGUUUUCAUCUAUCGUCCCGAUCGUCGUUUACAAGUGUGGCGUUUCCUCUCCUAUAUGUUUCUACAUGCCAACUGGUUUCAUUUGGGCUUCAAUGUGGUCAUUCAACUCUUCUACGGCAUCCCGCUGGAGGUGAUGCACGGUUCAGCGCGUGUGGCGAUCAUUUACUGUGCGGGCGUUUUUGCCGGUUCGCUGGGCACCAGCGUAGUCGACUCGGAGGUGUAUUUGGUGGGCGCCAGCGGUGGCGUAUACGCAAUGCUUGCCGCACACUUGGCCAACAUAACACUCAAUUACAGGCAGAUGCGUUAUGCGGUGGCGCAAUUGUUGUCGGUGUUGAUAUUUGUUUCUUGCGAUCUGGGUUAUGCGCUAUACUCACAAUAUCUCGAUGCCGACGCGGCGAUCAAGCCGACACACAUCGAUCGCACUUGGCCCAAUCUUGAUCCCCCACCAGUCUCAUAUGUCGCUCAUAUGACCGGUGCGCUGGCGGGCUUCACCAUCGGCCUACUGGUGCUGAAGAAUUUCGAACAUCGCGCUUAUGAGAAUCUUAUUUGGUGGCUGGCGUUGGGCGUCUAUAGCGCCUUCACUGUCUUCGCUAUCGUUUUCAAUCUGAUCAACACGAUGACCGGGCAGCUGGUAGAGGAGCGUAGCGAAGUUGUGGCACAACAGUUGUUGUACGAUUUGGGCGUGUCGUAAAAAGUCUGUUUGCGAUUAUGGACAAUUUAAGCGAAGAGGAUGCAAAAAAAAAACAAAAUAACUCGUAAAAAGUUUUAGUGAAAAAGUUUGGCUGAGCAAGCAAGAGAGAUUAACAAAAAUGCAGUUAGCAUAGAAGAAAAUAAGAAAAAAUAUUUCAAAUGAAAGUACGCUCGAAUUUAGUGCCGCGCGCGCGUUAAUUAACCAAACAGCUAGGAAGUUAAAAUAGCAAAUAUCGCAAACUUCAAAUUUUACUCCUACUAAAUAUUUUAAUUUUGCGCAUUUUUGUUAAUCCUUUUUAUAUUUAAUUUUUUUUUUUGUUAACAAUUACUCUAACGUUUAAAGCACCUAAAUAUUUUCGUUACAGUUCUUGUUUAAUUUAUCAUUUAAUUUCGUUACUUUUUUACUUGUUUUUCAUAUUCAAAUAUUUUGCAUCGAACGCAAAUAAAACCCCCAAAUCGUAUAAACAAAUGUUGUGAUAAUACCAAAGACUGAAUUAAUUUUGAAAAUAAAAGUAAAUAAAUAAAACACACACACACACACACAUAAAUGUGCAUUCAAGCACGCUUGAAUGACAUUUAGUUAUAGCAUUAAGAAGUGAAGAGAAAAAACAUUUAUUUAUUUAAUUAAAAUAUUUUUUUUAAUAUAAAAUUGUAAACAUCAAUGCACAAUCGGGUCACACACACACACAUAUACAAAAACCAAAUAUUGUAAAUGCGGUUAAAGUGCAUUCUGACACUUUUGUAAAUACAUACAAACUGAAGUAGCCUAAAGGUUUUUCGAAAAAAAAAAACAUAAGCGAAUACAAGUACAACGCUUGGUUUAUAUAAAUAUAUGUACAUAUAUGUAUUAGAAAAAAGUUAGGAAUCAUCUCCUCGUUAUCCCCCGCAAGUAAUAAUAGUUAAACUAAAAUGUGAACUGAAGUGUACAUUAAACGCUAUAAAUCGCAUUUUCACACAAAAUAACGCACUAGUCAACCAAAAACAAAAAUUAAUGAAAUAUAAAAAAACAACGCAGUCGACAAUUGGCCGGCAAAGGGAGCGACGAAAGCCGAGGUGCGGCUAACGAGUGCACGCUUGGAUAAAAAAUUCAGUUUCUUUUUUAAUUAAAACAAAUUUUUUUGUUCGAAAUUUUCAGCAUAUUAAAAAAUUUUAAAAAAUAAUGCGCGUCAUUGAGGUUUUUUCGGGGGACACUAAUAUUAAAAAAAUAUAUAUAUUUUCGGAAAAUUUUUCAGUUUCUAAAAAUGUAAGGUUUCGUGAAUUGAAACUUAAGUUUAAUCAAAAAAAUUGAGUGUUCGAAAAUUUCAAAAUUUUUAAAAAUUUCACACCGUGCGAACAUAAAUCUGCACGCUUGAACAGAAAACCUGAAAUUGAGAUUUUUUCAACUGAAACAAAAAUUUUUCCAAACCUAGGAUUUUCGAAAACUUUCAAUAUAUGUAUUUAAUAAAUAUUUGCGAAUGAUAAAUUUUUCAUUACAGCCAAAAUUGUGCGAUUUUAAGAGUUUUUUUAAUUAAAAGUACAAUUAUUUCAAUUUCCAAAUUUUCUUCGAAAAAUUUCGAAACCGCGGCUCACAUGUGUCUACGCUUGACCAAUUCGCUAAAUUCAUUUUUUUUUUUAAAUCGCAGUUAACAUUUAAAAAAAAUAU